Oreochromis aureus is the source of this 1738-nucleotide messenger RNA. RefSeq names its product chymotrypsin-like protease CTRL-1. The coding region runs from base 12 to 809 and encodes 265 amino acids. Gene Ontology annotation, molecular function: serine-type endopeptidase activity. The record is from RefSeq and is a predicted model, not a curated record. The transcript has 6 exons. Lineage: Eukaryota; Metazoa; Chordata; Actinopteri; Cichliformes; Cichlidae. Gene Ontology annotation, biological process: proteolysis.
UUCAGUUAACAAUGGCUCUCCAUCAGUUUUUGUGCUGUAUUGCUGUGAUGACUAUUCUCUCAUGGAGAGGUUGUCAGUCACAACAGCCUGCCUGUGGCAGAGCUGUUAAAAACAGCAGAAUCUUCGGCGGACAAGAUGCAACACCAGGAAGUUGGCCUUGGCAUGCCAUUGUAGUAAAUUAUGGACCUUAUGGAUAUAUUCAGUGUGGAGGUUCCCUAAUCACCAACCAGUGGGUCCUGACAGCUGCUCGGUGCUUACCAUCUUCAAGUUACAACACUGUGGUUCAUCUGGGACGCUACAACCAGUCAGGUUCAAAUCCAAAUGAGCUGACUCAGAAAGUGGAAAACAUCGUCUGCCAUCCUGCAUUUUCAUACAACUGGCUAUACGAUAAUAACAUUUGUCUUCUGAAGCUGUCAGCUCCUGUGAUUUUCACAGACUACAUUCAGCCGAUCUGCUUAGCCUCAGGAAACAGCACUUUCUACAAUGGGACCAGCAGCUGGGUCAUCGGUUUUGGUUAUGAUGAUAAUCAGCAAUUUUCCAACAUCCUGCAGGAAGUUAAUGUGCCCAUAUUGGGAAACAAUGAGUGUAGAUGCUACUUUGGAGACUACAACUACUGGCUCUCGAAGAUUACAGAGAACGUUACCUGCACUAGGCCCAAAGUUGGAUGGAAGGGUCCAUGGAGAUCAAGGAGAACCACUCAUGGUGAAGAAAGGAUCAAUCUGGGUUCAGAGUGGAAUUACGAGUUAUGGUUAUUGUGGUGGACUAUUAGUCUACACUCGUGUGUCCCAAUACCAGAAAUGGAUCAGUGACACCGUCACAGGGACACCACCUGGUUUUGUUACCUUCACCUCCCCAGGAGCUGACAGUGACUCAAACUUCACCUGCCUAACAUCACCAUCUACAACCAUCCCUGCACCUUUUAACACCACUGUCUCUACCCCUUUAAACACCACUGUCUCUACCCCUUUAAACACCACCAUCUCUACCCCUUUAAACACCACUGUCUCUACCCCUUUUAACACCACUGUCCCUACCCCUUUAAACACCACUGUCCCUACCCGUUUUAACACCACUGUCAUUCCUACACGUAACAAUGGUGAAAAUCUGACCCAUUUCACUCACUUUACCUCUCUCUGUGUUCUUGUUGUGUUGCUCCAUCUGUUUGGUGGAAGUGGAAUAUAAUUCAGCACAUUUACUCACAUCAUGUACACAAAUACAAGCUUGAAAUACUAUUACUUUACCCAAGGUUUCAUAAAAUUUUACAACUCUGACUAACUUUAAAAGUGCAUUUAUUCUAAAAGAUGUGAACAGUUAAAAAACAAAAGUAUGGUGCUUUCUUCUACAUUAAAUGAUUAAUAGAUGCAAACUAAAUGAAACAGAUAGCAGAAAAAAAGUUCUUUUCUUCUUUCCAGUUUCCUAAAUAUAGUGAUUUGCUAUCAUUUCUUUCAACCAAUUUGUUUACUUAAUUUCUAAUCAUUUUUAAAUUUUGACUACAUGUUGGACAAACUGAGGACUAAGAAAGGGAUUGCUAAGUUUGUCAUUUUUAUUAACAAAUCAAACCCCUUUUUUAAUAAUUCUGGAAAGUGAACUGAUUUUUAAAAAAGUUGUUAUACACCAGGACUUUUGGUCAUUUCUGAUACAAUCUGAUGAAAAUCUUCUCAAAUCUUGUUGUGGUGAGGGAUUUGUGGGGUCCAAAUAUUUUUCGUUAUUAAAACAUGUAUCAUUUUAAAGAAGAAGA